AUGCAGCAGAAUAACACACAAAAAAAAUCCAAAAAAAUCCGUUAAUCAUAUCCUUUUGUUUGGUCAAUUUUCAUCCAUAAAUUCUUACAUCAUCUUCCACUUACAGAAUAACACACAAAAAAAUCAUGCAGCAGCUAUAACAAUAUAGAACCUUUGAGAAUAGUGUUAUAUGCUCUAACAUAAUUGGAAAUGGCUCUAUCGCUUCCAUUGAUGAUCAACCAAUUGAGCAUACUAUUUCAUCCUUUUCUUGUCUCUUUGUUCUUCCUCCUUUCCCUCCUGUUUUUGUUCAUACGCAGUAGAUCAGGUGGCAAACGCAAACUCAAUUUGCCUCCUUCCCCACCAAGAUUUCCCAUAAUUGGAAACCUUCACCAACUUGGUUCACUCUUACACAGCUCCUUCCGAGAUCUUUCCCUGAAAUAUGGCCCUGAUCUAAUGCUUUUACAAUUAGGCCAAACUCCAACUCUUGUGGUUUCCUCUGCAGAAAUGGUGAAAGAAAUGAUCAAGUCCCAUGACAUCGUCUUCUCAAACCGACCAAGGACGACUGCUGCUGAUAUCUUACUCUAUGGUUGCAAAGACGUGAGCUUUUCGCCUUACGGCGAGUAUUGGAGACAAGUAAGGAAGAUUGGUGUUCUUGAACUGUUGAGUAUGAAAAGGGUCCAUCAGUUUCAGUUUGUGAGGGAUGAAGAAGUAGCAAUAUUGGUUGAAAGGAUUCGCAAAGCUUCUGUCAAGGGAGUUCCUGUAAACCUAACCGAGAUGUUGUUUGCAGUAUCGAAUAAUAUAGUCUCUAGAUGUGUUCUUGGACAGUGUUUUGUUGGAGAAGAUGGUAAGAGCAAGUUUGGAGAGGUGGCAAGGAGGUUGAUGACCCACUUCGUGGAAUUCAGUGUGGGAGAUUUUUUCCCUUCUUUGAGAUUUAUUGAUGAUCUGAGAGGCUUUACUGGGCGUUUGAAAAAAACUUUUGGUGAAUUGGAUGCUUUCUUUGAUAAGGUUAUUGAAGUUCACAAAGCAGUAAUGGAAAGUGACACAGCUGAUUCAAAAGACUUUGUGGAUAUUCUUCUCAGGCUUCAAAAUGAUAAAAUGCUCGACUUUGAAUUCACUAGAAAUGACCUGAAAGCACUCUUAAUUGACAUGUUCGUGGGUGGAAGCCAUACUACUUCAACAUCAUUGGAAUGGUUAAUGGCUGAGCUUGUGAAAAAUCCAAAGGUAAUGAAGAAAGCUCAGGAAGAGGUUAGAAAAGUGGUAGGUAAAAAGCCCAAGGUAGAAAUGGAGGAUAUCAAUCAAAUGGAGUACUUGAAAUGUGUUAUCAAAGAAAACGCAAGACUACAUCCACCAGUUCCUCUGUUAGUUCCUCGAGAAACAACCUCGAAGAUCGAAAUGGGAGGCUACCAUAUUCCUGCAAAAACAAGAGUGUUUAUCAAUGCAUGGGCAAUCCAAAGGGAUCCAAGAUCAUGGGACAGAGCAGAGGAGUUCAUACCAGAAAGGUUUGAAAAGAGCAGUGUUGAUUUCAAAGGACAGGAUUUCCAAUUGAUUCCAUUUGGUAUUGGAAGAAGAGGGUGUCCUGGAAUGUCAUUUGGGAUUACUUCUAUUGAAUAUGUGAUUGCCAAUCUUCUCUAUUGGUUUGAUUGGAAGGCGUCUGACGGUGGUUUGGGAGAGAAUUUGGACAUGAGUGAAGCUAAUGGUCUGACUGUUACUAAGAUAGUUCCCCUUCGUCUUGUUCCAAUAUCCUACUCCACUACUUGAUCUUUAUGCCAAAUGGGAGAUUAUAUGAGAUGGUGCUCAUAGUUUUUAAUUCAUAUUUAUUUUUAAUUUUCUGUUUGAAUUAAAUUUCGCUUUUGGGUUUAUGAUAUUGUUGUAAUUGGCUUUCACUGAAUGAAUUAUAAUAAUAAUAAUAAUAAUAAAAAUUGAUGUCA
This is a messenger RNA of Ziziphus jujuba (common jujube), 1907 nucleotides long. Its product is annotated as phenylacetaldehyde oxime monooxygenase CYP71AN24. The record is from RefSeq and is a predicted model, not a curated record. The transcript is spliced from 2 exons. Lineage: Eukaryota; Viridiplantae; Streptophyta; Magnoliopsida; Rosales; Rhamnaceae. Gene Ontology annotation, molecular function: monooxygenase activity; oxidoreductase activity, acting on paired donors, with incorporation or reduction of molecular oxygen; heme binding. The coding region runs from base 190 to 1737 and encodes 515 amino acids.